AUGUGGUCUCUGGCUUCAGAGCGUACGGACCCUGUUCAGUAUUCCUGCCUCAACAGCCGUGUCGGCUCAAGCUGUUUCAAGAUGGCGAGUGCGUCAAUGACGUCGAGUUGCCAUCCUGGCUUCAAGUCAGAGUUUGUGCAGACUGAGAUUCUACUGCUUCCUGCGUCCUCUACUAAUGCUUUUAAGCGGCGCAAGACUAUUGACGUGAACCGUCGACUCUUUACACGUGAGGACUUGCAGAACAUGAACGUAUAG
This is a messenger RNA of Hyaloperonospora brassicae, 255 nucleotides long. The record is from the annotation of a GenBank genome assembly. NCBI's taxonomy places the organism in Eukaryota, Oomycota, Peronosporomycetes, Peronosporales, Peronosporaceae.